This is a messenger RNA of Nicrophorus vespilloides, 2707 nucleotides long. RefSeq names its product putative thiamine transporter SLC35F3. Gene Ontology annotation, biological process: transmembrane transport. The transcript has 12 exons. Gene Ontology annotation, molecular function: transmembrane transporter activity. Gene Ontology annotation, cellular component: membrane. NCBI's taxonomy places the organism in Eukaryota, Metazoa, Arthropoda, Insecta, Coleoptera, Silphidae. The coding region runs from base 407 to 2059 and encodes 550 amino acids. The record is from RefSeq and is a predicted model, not a curated record.
GUUGUUGGUGAUCAAUUCUGUACGGCAUUGAAUAAUUAAAUUUAAAGUGGACUUUUAAUGAUUUUAUUUUCCCGGUGGGAAAACGGCGCGCAUGGUCGCACAGGCUUCUUCACUUUUUAUUCUCUCUCUCGUCCGCUCCUUUCCCCCCGAUUUUCCCCGGCCGACGUCGUUUUCCCGACGCCGCCGCCAGUGAUCAAUCGCACGCGCCAUGGAGAGCGUCGCGACGCUGACGCUGUGAGCUGGGGGGACGGCAUCGCUGAAACGAAAACAACACACCCGAGAGCGAAUGGUGGUGGUGAACCGCAGAGUCGAUCAACCGUAAUCAAAGUAAUUAAUUGGAUACCUUUUGGAGUUGUGAAAGGAUGUAAAAGUGGUCGAGAGAGACGACGGAGCGUGUUAGGUCGAGAUGACCCGAGACGGGGACAUCCCCACGAUCUUCAAUCCGCGAAGGAGUCGAGCGCCCAGCGUUCUCGUUACGGACGAGGGCGUCUCCAACGGUCCGUUCACCCAUGCGGAUUCGGUGGGUAGCCAGCAGGAGGCGACGGCAGAUCAGCCGCUGUCGCCGCUCACCACCAAAUACAAGACCUGCUCGGACUCCCUCUGUUCUUCGUCCGCCAGAAAGAUCUACUUCGGGAUUUGGGUGACGAUAUGCGUGACGGCGUCGUGGGUGGGUGCCACCCACUGCAUCAAGUACCUGUACAUCAUGAAGCCGGUGGAGUACGACGAAGCUAUGGUCCUGGCGCCGCAGGAUGGCGCCGGGGUCAACGUGACCGCCAUCCAUAAUCAUUACAUUGCCACGUACAAAGCCCCAUUCUUCACCACUUGGUUCGUGACCAAUUGGACCAUGCUCUUCUUUCCGCUCUACUUCGUCAGUAGGCUGGGCAGCAGGAGGUGCGAGUCGCCUUCGGACAUCCUCUCCGAGAGCAUCAGAGACUUCAGGGACAAGGGGUUCACUGCAGGGAGAUUCUUGACGCGGUGCAGCCUCUUCUGCUUGCUCUGGGUUGGAACCAAUUACAUGUACAUCAGGUCGCUGCACAUCCUGCUGGCCACCGAUGUCAUGGCCCUCUUCGCCACGAACAUCUCCUUCGUAUACCUUCUGUCCUGGGUGAUUUUACACGAGCAAUUUGUUGGAAUCAGGAUAAUGGCUGUGAUAUUGUGCGACACAGGAGUCGCCCUCUUGGCGUACAUGGACGGCAUCACCGGAAGUCCGACGUUGGGUGGCGUCGUCCUGGCGACUUCCGCCGCCGCCGGAUCCGCCGUCUACAAGGUGCUCUUCAAGAAAGUCAUCGGAGACGCGACCUACGGCCAGGUCGCACUCUUCUUCUCCCUAAUCGGGAUGCUCAAUGCGGCGCUCCUUUGGCCAUUGAGCCUGGGGCUUUUCCUGACCGGCCUCGAGACGCUCCACUGGGACCGCUUGCCGUGGCCGGCGCUCCUCGCCGCCAGCGCCCUCUCUUUAGUUGCCAACCUGCUAGGAAAUUUCAGCGUAGCCCUCACGUACGAUCUCUUCAUAACGUUGGGCCUAAUCACCGCGGUUCCAGUAUCUGCAGCUUUGGACGUGGUGCUGUACGGAGCGCAGUUCGAAGGAAUGAAGUUGGCUGGAAUGAUCCUGAUUGCAGUUGGCUUCUUCCUCGUCAUGUUCCCCGACAAUUGGCCGGAUUACAUAACGCGGCUGCUCAGAAGAACGACGCGAAUCUUCAGGGGCAAGAAAUAUCAUCAUGUUGAGUCACAGUGCCAGCAGACCUCGUUUCUACUGGCAAGAGGAUCCUUUGCCCACAUCUUCGGUGCACCAACAUUAACAUCCACACGCCGUGGAGCAGGAGGAACCGGCACGGGGUCCAGGGUCCGCACCGUCGGGACGUCGUCGACUAUCGCACUGGAUACAUCCGAUCGCACCUCCGGUCGCCCUCGGGAAGGGUCAGAUGACCGCAUCUGGACCUGGUGCAAUGAGUCACGGCGAACUCGAUCUGUAAUCCAAGUAGGAGAAGGGGAAAGAGGAGGAGAAGGAACAGGAGAUGCGAAGAAGAAGGAGAAGGGGUCAACGACGACCAUCCACGAGUGAAGACGACGAUGAGCAAAGGAACACCAACACCUCACCACAACUAAAUACUGCUAAAUUAUCAUUAAUCCCGUACUAGACAAUUUUUAUCAACAAAAGAAAGAAAAGUAAACGAGGGAUACUUCGAGGAUACUACCAGUAGAUCGUAGGUUUUAUUACUCUCGAAGACAUUUACAUUAUACGGAUUUCUUAGACUGACUAAGCAAGUGCGAAACAUUUAAUACAUAAUGAAACAUAUCUAGUCGGAGAUGGAAGCGAAUAAAGCAAAAUUUUAGGUAUCCUAGUAGUUAGCUAAUAUAAAUAUAUACAGGGUGUAUACACAAACUCCAACUAUGUUAUAUUUCAAUGAUUAAGCAAUUUUAUCGAAAGGCAAUGGUUUAGAAUUAACGAAAGCAGACAUAUCCCAGCAACGUUUAUAGGACCAAUAAUAUUUGUAAUAACUCACGUAACUAAAAUUUGUAAUGUUUUUUUCCCAAUCCAAUUAUUGUUAUAUCAAUUGAACGGUCCAUGUUUUAGUGUGUAAACCAAGCUGAUGUACAUCCUGUAUGUGUAAGAUAUCCGUUCACUAUUGUUAUUACUACUGUAAUAGUAGAUUUCUUCUAUUUUUUAUUAACUUAUCAAUUAUGUAUUAGAGAAUUCUAUUCGAGAGAU